GCAACAAAAGAUUAUUUAAAUCGGUUAAGAGAACAACUUCAUUUUUAUGCAGUAGUAGAAAUUCGGUCACAAAAAUUUUUAAUAACAAAAAAUGAUUUAGUUAUAACUCAUAGAUUAAGUGACGUAGACAUUGGGGAUGAAAUAAAAUUGAAUCGUGUAACGGAAAUAGGUUCAAAGGAUUAUACGAUUAAAGGGCAACCUUUAGUUUCCGAGGCAUUUUAUAGUAUCAAAGCUACAGUAGUUGAGCAACCUAAAGGACCUUUUAUUGAAAUUUUUAAGAAGAAACGAAGGAAUAGACACAAAAAAAGAGUUACUCAUAAACAAACCUACACCAUAUUGAGAAUUUCUGAAGUUGAAAUUAAUAAAUUGAAUUGA
Messenger RNA from Rhizophagus irregularis DAOM 181602=DAOM 197198, 375 nucleotides. RefSeq names its product mitochondrial 54S ribosomal protein bL21m. Gene Ontology annotation, cellular component: ribosome; mitochondrial large ribosomal subunit. Gene Ontology annotation, molecular function: RNA binding; structural constituent of ribosome. NCBI's taxonomy places the organism in Eukaryota, Fungi, Glomeromycota, Glomeromycetes, Glomerales, Glomeraceae. Gene Ontology annotation, biological process: translation. The record is from RefSeq and is a predicted model, not a curated record.